Molecule: messenger RNA, 423 nt
Organism: Exophiala oligosperma
Lineage: Eukaryota; Fungi; Ascomycota; Eurotiomycetes; Chaetothyriales; Herpotrichiellaceae
Exons: 2
Coding region: 1-423 (140 amino acids)
Source: RefSeq, a predicted model, not a curated record
AUGGCACCCAAAUUGAAGCCCAGAGGUUCCGCUUGGAAUGCCCGAACAAUAACGGCUCCCAUUGCAGCAGUUGUAAUGGCUGGCUUGCUCUACACCUAUUCAAUUACUUCCAUCAGAGCCGCGAAAAGAAACGCAAAGCUUCACCGAGAAGCAGAUGGCGGGCAACUCGACUUGCGCCGUGAGAGCUUGCGCAGGCACGGUGUGAUAGACCAGGUCGAAGGCACCUCUGGCCUACAGCUUCUGAAAGAUGCUAGAAGUGCAGACAAACAAGAGUCCAAAUUCAUGGGAGAUGGAAAAGCUCAACCACUUGGUACGGAGCAAAAAGAGGAGGUGGGCGCCCCUCGGACCAACAACGAAAGCAUCCUCGAAGGCUACCGAGCUCCUGGAGCACUGAAAAAGUCCAAGGAUGGCCUUGCAGAAUAG